Candida albicans SC5314 is the source of this 1440-nucleotide messenger RNA. Its product is annotated as anaphase promoting complex subunit. The record is from RefSeq and is a predicted model, not a curated record. The transcript has a single exon. Gene Ontology annotation, biological process: protein K11-linked ubiquitination; anaphase-promoting complex-dependent catabolic process. Gene Ontology annotation, cellular component: anaphase-promoting complex. The coding region runs from base 1 to 1440 and encodes 479 amino acids. NCBI's taxonomy places the organism in Eukaryota, Fungi, Ascomycota, Pichiomycetes, Serinales, Debaryomycetaceae.
AUGAAUACAUCAGGAUACUGGGAUCAAUCGAGUAAUAAUAACACUUCUUUUUCUCAACAUGAAGUACGAUCCCAACGAGAAUUAUCACAAGAAGAAAUCCGUGAAUCAUUAUUAUUAUCAUCAUCCAUAACAGAUCUGAGUUUCCACCAUCACCAUCACCAUAAUCAUCCUCAUAAUCAUAAUCAUUUAAUACAUGCAAUUGAUGAAGAGAGUAGUAAUUAUAGUGGAAGUCAAAACCAUGUUGGAAAUAAUUUAUUUGGUGUAGGGGAUGAUGAAGAAGAUGAAGAAGAAGAUGACGAUGAUGCAUAUAUUGAAGGUGAUGUUCGAAUGAGACAUUCAGGAAUCAGUCUUGAUGAAGUUGUUUAUGAAGAAAAUGAAAAUGAUGCUGAUAAUAUAAUUGAAGAUCAAAGUAAUCAAUCAGCAAAUCCAAGUUAUAAUAGCAAUAACAACAACAAUAAUAAUGCUGAGCAGACUCAACCAAGUUUAGAACAAAUUCAACGAGUUUAUUAUUCUAAAGGAUUACAAGAAUUGGAAGAAUUACAAUUAUUUGAUUUAUCACCAUUAGCUACUUGGAAAUUGAGUUCUUGGAAACAAGGAUUUGGAUUAAAACAAUUACGUGAUGAUUCUCCUGAUUCAUAUUGGCAAAGUGAUGGGAGUAAUACUGGGAAUAGUGGUAAUGAUGAUAAUAAUUCCAAUCAACUGCAAAAUCCCAAUAAUAGUAUGUUAUUGAAUCAAUUAUCAAAUCCUCAUUCUAUUACUAUUCAAUUUUCUAAAAAAGUGGCUCUUGAAAGAAUUUCAAUUUUCACAAAUUAUUCCCUAGAUGAAAGUUAUACCCCAUCAAGAAUAAAAAUCAUGGCUGGUAGUUCUGAAGGCUGGGAUUUGAUUGAAGUAUGUACUGUCAAUUUUGAUCAGCCGGUGGGAUGGUCACAUAUUAUAUUCAAUGGUAUUAGAGCUGAUGGAGUGUUGAAAUGUUUUUUAAUAAAGAUUAUUAUAUUAGCAAAUCAUCAAGAAGGUAAAGAUUCACAUAUUAGGGCUAUAAGAUGUUUUGGUAAAAAAUCAUCAACUUCAAAUCAAAUAAGAUAUGCAAAUGUUGCCAAUGAUAAUGACUAUAAUAUCCAUGAUAGUAAUGAUUCUUUGCAUCAUUCGGAGAUGCUCAGAGAUUUGAGUUUGGCUACAACAGGUACUAGUGCUGCCGGAAUGAGCAAUUUAUCAGGGUUUCUGCUUAAUAAUCGAAUUAUUCUGGGCUUGUCAAAUAAAGAGGAAGAAGAACUACAACACGAAGACCAGGGCUUAAUCGAUCGUAAUCUAGAAGAAGGCAACACUAGCAAUGAUAUUAAUUCCGAAGAAUCUUCAAAAAUAAUUAAAAAUGUGACUAAUGUCAUUGGUUUCAAUACAGGUUUUCAAAGUUUAGAACUUAAAAGUAUAUCUUCUAUUAGAUAA